Chara braunii is the source of this 2168-nucleotide messenger RNA. The record is from the annotation of a GenBank genome assembly. NCBI's taxonomy places the organism in Eukaryota, Viridiplantae, Streptophyta, Charophyceae, Charales, Characeae.
UCUACGCCUCCGCAGACCACCGUCUCCCCUCCUUCCCCGCCGCGACUACUGACGCAUCGAGCCAUUCGCUCAGCCCGUUGCAGCAAGCAGCUUGCUACUCGCAAGGACGUUGUGUCCUCUCUGCUGGACUUGAGCAUGCUCCAGGCUCAUGAGGAGCGAUUCACCCUCCAUGUCGCUGCAUUGCAUCGCCUUCUCGCCAUCCUCUUUGACCCUGAUCGCACCCUCCCGAUCAUCCCCGUACGACUCGGGACCUCCACGAGGGUGUACUCAGCGCUGUGGGAUUCCGGUUCUCAGGGCGACUUCAUUCACCCACGCGUGAUGAAGGCAGCCCGCUUACCCACGACAGGGUCUCCGACUCCCAUCUCCGUUACCCUAGGGGAUGACAAGACCCAGCGCUUCUUCGAUCAGACGGUCACCGACCUCCCCUUCUUCCUCACUCUCGAGCCGACUGAGCAUUCCCCGGCGUCUUGUCGCCACCUCUCGUCUGCACAUUUCAAUGUGAUGGAGACGGGGUACGACUUCAUUCUCGGCACUUCGUGGUCUCGUCGGUUCCGCAGCACCGAGGCCGAUUGGGCGACCGACACUCUUGUUCUCAAAACGAAGUGUGGACAGACGUAUCGCGUACCUUUCAUAGGUACCACGACGACACCACGCCCCGAUCCUCCUCCCCCGGAGCCUUUAGUGCCCACACCAUCUCCCUCUAUCACUGUCACCUCGCCUCAGCAGUUCGCUCACUUCAUUCGACAGGACGACGUCACCUUCUUUAUGGUGGACGUGACGGAUCUCUUACACUAUGCUCCACCCUGUCCCGACGCCGAGCUCAUCCCUCUGAACCCUGAUCCCCCCUCUAUCUCCAUGGCUCCCAUCUCUACUUCCGUCCCUCCGUCGUCCGUCGAGUCCACCCCGCCGUCGCGCGCUGGCGCUGACGCUGAGGAACUCGCACGAUAUACGGCUGACUUGGAGCCCGCAGUUCGUUACCUCAUCCGAGAGUACCACGACGUUUUCCCAUCAUCGUUCUCGUACACCGGCAUCCCACCGAUGCGUGACGUUGAGCAUUCCAUUCAGCUCAUGCUUGACUAUCAUGUUCACCACCAGGCACCCUACAGACUCUCGAUCCCCGAGGCCACCGAACUCAAACGUCAGUUUGAGGAGCUCUUGAGACUGGGUUUCAUUAAACCCAGCAACUCCUCGUGGCGUGCACCCGUCCUCUUUGCUCGCAAAGCGGAUUGUUUGCUCGCAAAGCGGAUGGAACUCUUCGUCUCUGCAUCGACUACCGCGGCCUCAACCGCUACACGGUUAAGAACAUCUCCCCCAUGCCUCCUACGUGUCCGAGCAGUAGCAGAGUUCCAUGACCAGGCAGCUGCCAGUCAUAUGGGCUUCCUCAAGACGUUGGCUCGUGUGAGCCGCCUGUAUGUCUGGCCGAAGCGCAAGGACUUUGUGAAGGACUACGUCGACGAGUGUCCCACCUGUCAGGAGGUGAACAAUGCGAAUCACCUACCUUAUGGUUUGCUCCAGCCUCUUCCUAUCCCUGAGGGUCGUUGGCAGUCCAUCUCGAUGGACUUUAUCGGUUCUCUUCAACCUCCGACCCCCCGUGGUCAUGAUGCUAUCCUGGUCGUCGUCGACUGCUUCACGAAGCGUGCACGCUUUGUUCCGUGCCGCUAUGCCAUCAGUGCAUGUGAGGUCGCCGACAUCGUAUUUGACCGAGUCGUGCGUGACCACGGCUUACCUCUGAGCAUCAUAUCUGACCGUGACCCGCGCUUUACCAGUGGAUUCUGGCGACGGCUCCACGAGGUGUACGGCACUCAGCUCCGCUUCUCCUCGUCUUACCAUCCUCAGACUGAUGGUCAGACCGAGAUCACGAACAAGACUCUCGGGGAUAUUCUCCGAAAGUUUGUUCGUGAUGACCAGCAGUGGGAUCUCCAUCUUGCCCACGCGGAGAUAGCCUACAACCACGCCGUCUCGCCAGCCACGGGGAUGUCGCCUUACUAUUGCGACCUCGGCAAUCACCCGCGUGUUCCCGCGGACUUCCUUCGACCGUCCCAGGUGCACCCCGAUACGAGUUGUCCCGCGCUGGAUGAUUGGGUUGCACACAUGACGUCGAUUAUGUAGACCGCACAUGAGCACAUAGCCGCUUYCCAGACUCGCAUGGCAGCACGUGCGAACCGAUC